Molecule: messenger RNA, 1270 nt
Organism: Petromyzon marinus (sea lamprey)
Lineage: Eukaryota; Metazoa; Chordata; Hyperoartia; Petromyzontiformes; Petromyzontidae
Product: promotilin-like
Cellular component (GO): extracellular region
Molecular function (GO): hormone activity
Source: RefSeq, a predicted model, not a curated record
GAUUUUGUUUAUUUUGAGGCCACAGUGUUAUCGACUUUGUUGGGUUUGUAUUAAUUGCGCGUGUCCACCGCUACCCACGCAGUAGCAUCACCGAAUAGCUUAACUGUUUUUUGAAAUGUAAAAAUGUUGGUAUUUAUUUAAAAAAACUAAUGAUACCAAUCAAUGUCAUUUUCUUCUCUACCAGAGGAAGGAAAUCCAGAGAGGUUAUGAAUACCAUUGUGAUAGACAGAAAGACGUUGGCUUAGGAUGAAACGGAAUGUAUAAUGAAAAAUUAAUUGAUCAAAGCUUUCAAAGGUUGCAAUUUUGAAUACUUGAUAUGCUUUAUAAGAACACUAAUAAUGUACGCCAGUGAGCCAUGUUGCUAUCAUGUAACAAAAGCAAAUAGCCUUGAGCAAUUGUUCACAUUGGCACAGAAUAACUGCAUGUAGUCUGUAAAAAUACUUGUGUAGCUACACAAUGCAGGGAUGCUAAUCAUGAUGGUGCCAUUAAAUGCCGUCUCAAGUCUGAACUAAUAUUGCUCAAUGAGCCGUCCCGUUUAAAGGUAAACACUGAUGCUGCUCUAUAUAUACCCGGGCAUAACCCAUGCACAGAACUACGCAGAGAAACGGCAAGAUUUGUUGAGCUUCAACAGCAUCAUCGCCAUUACCACUGCCGUGUUCGUCCACAGCCAUGUUCCCGACUCGAGGCGUCGCCAGCGUGCUGCUGUUGAGCGCCGUGCUGCUCUGUGCGUGCCAACUGGCGCACGGUGGCGUCAGCUUCCUGCCCAACGACUUUAAGAAUGAAGACAAGAAGGCGCCCACAGAAGUCGUUCAGCGCCGGGCGGAGGGAGCGGAGCGCUACACUGACGACGACACAGAGCAAAUCAAAAUCAUGGCCCCUCUGGAGGUGGGCAUCGCCAUGAGCUUUGACGAGUAUCGCAAGUAUGGGGCCAUCCUCAAUGAAAUGUUCAAGGAGCUGUUGAAUGUGGACUUGAUAGAAAAGUGAUUCGAAGAGUUGACCACAGAAUGGAGAAUGAAAGGUCGGGCUUGAGAAUGCAAGCGGUAUAAAUAACCUUCAAAGUAACUUAAAUAAGCCGUGGAGUUAACUUUUUUGAGGAUGUAAUUCAUUGAUUUGUGUGACCAAUCAGGUCAUGAGAAUCGCAUUGUAAUUAUUUGAGAGCACAGCAAUGAGCAUGUACGUAUUUGAAUAUAACUCUGUAUAAAUAAAGAAUGCAUGCCUAUAAAGACUGUGUGGCUCUGAACGUAUCACCAUCAUCAUCGGCCAUUUUCUA